Messenger RNA from Periophthalmus magnuspinnatus, 3869 nucleotides. It is a transcript of the gene cckar, whose product is annotated as cholecystokinin A receptor. Gene Ontology annotation, molecular function: gastrin receptor activity; neuropeptide receptor activity. Gene Ontology annotation, biological process: neuropeptide signaling pathway. Lineage: Eukaryota; Metazoa; Chordata; Actinopteri; Gobiiformes; Gobiidae. The transcript has 5 exons. Gene Ontology annotation, cellular component: membrane. The record is from RefSeq and is a predicted model, not a curated record. Bases 176 to 1507 code for a protein of 443 amino acids.
GCACGGCACACGAGGAGCGCACGGACACUCUGCCUCACAAACACACUGCGAUAUUCAUCAAAGUCCCUUUUCUUAAGUCGUGAAAUAAGACUCACUUUGUGUUGAUUUUGUUUGUAGCAUGUGACGGAUUUUUUAAAAACUCAAUUUACCUGGUUUUGUUGCAAGAGGACGCGGAAUGGAGACGUUUACAAUCCACGACAUGCUGGUCAAUUCUACCGAUCUGAAUAAGAUUUUGUGUAAUUUGGGAAUUAAGAAUAUUUCAGAUUGUGAGAGCGAGGAAGUCCCUUCACCCGAACCUAAAGACAUCAACCAGACGGUGCGGAUUGUGCUCUACAGCCUGAUCUUCCUCUUGAGUGUGGUCGGCAAUAGCAUGAUCAUCGCCGUUCUGGUGAGGAAUCGGCGCAUGCGGACCGUCACCAACUUGUUCCUGCUGUCUCUGGCUGUGAGCGACCUGAUGGUGUCCCUGGUCUGCAUCCCCUUCACCCUCAUCCCCAACCUCAUGAGGGACUUCAUCUUCGGCACCGGCAUCUGCAAACUCGUCAUGUACUUUAUGGGUGUGUCUGUUAGCGUGUCCACAUUCAACCUAGUGGCCAUUUCUCUGGAGCGUUAUAGUGCCAUUUGCAACCCUCUCACCUCUCGGACGUGGCAGACCAAAUCCCACGCGGCGAAGGUAAUUACGGCAACUUGGGUGGCGUCCUUCAUCUUGAUGUUGCCGUACCCCAUCUCCAGCACGCUCAAGCCCUUCACGCGCCUCAACAACAGCACCGGGCACAUGUGUCGCCUGGUCUGGCCCAAUGAUAUCACCCAGCAGUCAUGGUAUUUGUCCCUGCUGCUCAUCCUCUUCCUCUUCCCAGGCAUAGUUAUGAUGACUGCGUACGGCCUCAUCUCUGUGGAGCUCUACAGAGGAAUCAAAUUCGAGCUGUCGAGCAGAAAGGCCAGUCGGGACCGCCAAUCCAGCAGUGGCAGCAUCAAACCAGGCGACAGCGACGGCUGCUACCUGCAACCCCCCAACAAGAAGAAGAGUUCCACACACUUCUCCAGCUCCAAGUCUGUGGUUGGCCGAGUGUGCAGCACCAGCCCCACAGCCAACCUCAUGGCGAAGAAACGCGUCAUCCGAAUGCUCUUGGUCAUUGUGUUCCUGUUCUUCGUCUGCUGGACCCCCGUGUUUGUCGUCAACGCCUGGCAAGCUUUCGACCGCCGCUCGGCCUACCAGCUGACGGGUGCCCCCAUCUCCUUCAUCCACCUUCUGUCCUACACCUCAGCCUGCGUCAACCCCAUUAUCUAUUGCUUCAUGAACAAGAGGUUUCGCCAAGGCAUGCUCUCCACCUUUAGCUGCUGCACGAAGAAACAAGGGGGCGGGUCUCUUGGGAGGUCUGCCGGGACAGUUAAAGGAGAGGGGACAAUUCGGGCAAAAGCAGAGCAAAAUGGUCACACGCAACCAAGUGGGGCCAGCACAAAGUUUACAUACACCGGGGUUCGAACGUCGACCUGGAAUGAGAUGACUUAAAGCAUUUUAUUCAUGCAACAAAUGACAUUUAAGUGAGGGCGUUACGCAUAAGAUUGUAUACGCCUUGUGAAGGACAGGCAUCUCAAGACAGAAAAAAUGAAAAGUUGUGUAAAAGUGUCUAGAAACUGUGGUGUUUACUUAAAGGGAUUACAGAAACAGGAUGUUGUUCAUGUAAGCAGCUACAAAAUGAAUGUCGUCUCAGUGGGUCCAAAACUCAAGUUUAGCAUUGUCAGCAGUUUAGAACUUCAGAUAGCAAAACCAGUAAGACCAUUUUUUUCUUUUCUUCUUUUUAGUAAUGUUCGGAAAAUAUGAAAAUUUGAAUUUUGUUUUAUUGGCAUAAUUUAUAGUAAUUGGCCAGUAUGAGAGCACUUAUAUACAGAUUUAUUUUUUUAUUUUAAUGUUGAUUCUCUUGGUAUUACUACUAUUACUUGUUCACAAUCCCAUUAUUUGGUCCAUGAGAUUUUUACUUAAUAGUUUUAUCCAGUACAGGAUGCAUUCAUGUUUUAGAAUUUGAUGUCAUAAUCUCAGAUGGAGCGCAAGGGUCUACAUAACUUUUAAAAGACAUAUCCAAACUUACGUAUGAUCCCGAAAAUUUUAAUCUUUAUCUAUCUAUUAUCUAUAAUUAUCUGAUUGAGGCUGAUUCCGCAAACUUACCAUAUUAAUCUUGAGGUUGAACAGUUGCACCACUUCUGCCCUGUCCUCCUGCUCCAUUUUAAACUAUUCAGAUUCUAUCAUCCGUUGUAAUGUCGAAUGACCCCCUUCUGGCUAAAACUUUUUAUGUUAAAGCAUAAAUGUCUUUGGAAAAUGUUUCUUAUUAUGUUGAUUACACAAAGUUUCAAUAUAAUCCUGGAUAGAAGAUGAGUUUUGAGCAUGGAGUGGCCCAGUGUCAGAUGUUAUACAGUAAGUCUCAAGUCAUGUUUCCUGAAGGCAUUUGGUCAUCCCAUUACUCACUUCAAAACAAGUGCAUCUGGAGUUCAGCGGUUGCCCUUGACCUUAUGUGUUGUGUUUGUGUUACGGGAAAUUGAAGUAGCCUUAUCUUGUGGGACUCAAAACACCUGUGCGCUCUACUUGAGCAAAUUCUCGGCAUUACUAUCUGAUUUCCACCUACUGGAGUUUAAAAAUUGCAGCAUAAAUGUAGCAACCAUGUUUUGUUUUUUUAUUUUCUUACUCGCUGAAAGUCGUUCUAUUUUAAUGUGUUCAGUGGAUUCUUCUAUAAAGUUUGUGCAUGUGCCUAUUGCUAUGUAUUAAACCUGCAGGCAAUGUGGGAUAGAAGUGACAUGACGGCAAACGAUAAACUCAUGUCAUCUCGUCUUGAAUGUAAAACAAUAGUAGCCAUUUUAAUGCUUUUUGUAAACGUCUUAAUGGAUUUGUGUUCAUGGUACAGGUAUAUAGCCUUAACAAGUGAAUAUAUUUAAAAAUUCCUUGGAUCUAGUGUGUGCCUAUGUGAACUUUUAAAGGGAUAGCACAUUAUUAUUUUAUAUUUGUAAAAUAUAUGUCAGGUUUUUUUUUCAUUGGAAAGGAAAGGGGGAAAAAAAUAACACCCAAGGCAUUGAUUCUGGUAUAUUGUAUAGACUAGAACCUGGAUGGCUAGUUGAAGGGUAAAGGGCAUUAAACCUAUCUAUCACAUCUUUAUUCAAUGAUGUGUUUUUAUUGUUCAAAAAAUCUUUAAAAACUCAAACUGAGUGGAAUCAUCUCUCCACAGAUGUGCCCUUGAACGUUCUGCAGUAUGGCAUUGUGGCUUUAAUUCCUUCUUGAUUACCUUGGGAUAAGAAUUUAACAUUUUCCAACUUAAAAAUAAUGUCUGAAAAAUGCUUUGUUCCCAGUGAAGUAUUGGAGGUCCUUCUGCUGUCGGCAAUGGGAAUGAACAAUGAGAAAAUAAACAAAAUAAGUUCAUAGGCCUUGUGAAUGCCAAGCUAAUAGAAUUACACGUUCACUGUGAACAUAAUUUGACUGUAGAACAAGUCCGGUGAUGGUUUAUAGGCUUAAUAACUGAUUUUUACCUGUGAUGCUACAAUCCAAGCAAAAUGCAAGGAGAGCAUUUUUGACAGCUCAGAAAAGUUCACUCUGGAUUAGUGGUUUAAUGAAGCAUGAAUUAAGCAGAAUACAACUCCAGGUAUACACAGGGGACAACAAUAAAACAUGGUUAAAAGCUCAAAAAAGUGUAUAUAUAUUGCAUAUGUGUAAACUCAAGAGCUUAAAAGCGGGUGGCAGACUACACCUGAAAAUUUACAUUGUGCACCUUUUGUGGCAGAUUAGCGUUAGCAUUAGAUUAAGUGUUCAGAAAAAGAUUUUUGGCAUCAUGGUAUAACCUUAUCAGUGACUUGUGAAAGACUGACCUAUCCCUUUAAAAUACUCAACUGAA